AUGGAGGUGAUCUUCCACAACUGGAUGCGGCGGUACGAGUGCCUCACCGACGACCCCGCAGCGGCGACGGCGGUGUACGUGCCGUACUAUCCCGCGCUGGAGCUGCACCAGCACCUGUGCGUCAACACCACGGUACGCGACGGCCCGUCGGAGGCGUUCCUGCGAUGGCUGUCUUCGCAGCGCACGUGGGCGGCGCUCGGCGGGCGCGACCACUUCAUGGUGGCCGCCAAGACAACGUGGAUAUUCCGGCGGGAGCCUGGCGGCAGCGACGAAGGGUGCGGCAACAACUUCCUCGGCCAGCCGGAGUCCCGGAACAUGACGGUGCUCACGUACGAGUCCAACAUCUGGGCGCCGCGGGACAUCGCCGUGCCGUACCCGAGCUACUUUCACCCGUCGUCGGCCGGCGAGGUGGCCGGGUGGCAGGCGCGCGUGGGGGCUGCGCCGCGCCCGUUCCUGUUGGCGUUCGCGGGCGCGCGGCGUAUGAAGGGGCAGCUGGCCAUCCGCGACCGCGUCUUCGACGUGUGCGAGGCCGCGGCGCGGCGCGGCCGGUGCGGGAUGCCGGACUGCAGCCACGGCCUCGAGGGCAGCAUCACCUGCCGGUCGCCGCGGAAGCUCGUCUCCCUCUUCACCUCCGCGCGCUUCUGCCUGCAGCCGCGUGGGGACUCCUUCGCGCGCCGCUCGUCCAUUGACAGCGUCAUGGCCGGUUGCAUCCCCGUCUUCUUCCACCGGCCCUCCAUGCUCAAGGCGCAGUACCGCUGGCACGAGCCAGAGCCGGGCAGAAGCAACGACGGCGACCGCCGGUACUACGUGCUCAUCAACUCCAAAGACGUGCUGGAAGGGAGAGUGGACAUCGAGGAGGAGCUGAGUAGGUACAAGGAUGAGGAGGUGGCCGCCAUGAAGGAGGAGGUGAUCAAGAUGAUCCCGAGGUUCCUGUACAAGGACCCCAGGGUGGGGUUCCAGGGGGAGAUGAGGGACGCAUUCGACAUCACCAUUGACGAGAUGAUAGCCAGGAUGAGGAGGAUCAAGAAUGGAGAGAAUUUGAUAUGGAAGGGCGACGACAGGGAUGAGGAUUUCGCUGCGAACGAUUCGUGA
Molecule: messenger RNA, 1092 nt
Organism: Miscanthus lutarioriparius
Lineage: Eukaryota; Viridiplantae; Streptophyta; Magnoliopsida; Poales; Poaceae
Source: the annotation of a GenBank genome assembly